Botrytis sinoallii is the source of this 324-nucleotide messenger RNA. RefSeq lists its product as uncharacterized. The record is from RefSeq and is a predicted model, not a curated record. Gene Ontology annotation, cellular component: endoplasmic reticulum membrane. Gene Ontology annotation, molecular function: protein folding chaperone. The coding region runs from base 1 to 324 and encodes 107 amino acids. The transcript has 5 exons. Gene Ontology annotation, biological process: protein insertion into ER membrane. NCBI's taxonomy places the organism in Eukaryota, Fungi, Ascomycota, Leotiomycetes, Helotiales, Sclerotiniaceae.
AUGGCGGCCAGAAAGGACAUGCGAAGAGGUGAUCUCAUUAUUCCCUAUCAAGCUCCAGCUGCAAAAGAAUCUCCCAGCGAUUUUGGUGGCACAUUAGGUAGCACUCUGCCGAUGGCAGCAAUGUUCACUCGCAACAAGCUCAUCGGAUGGGCUUCGGUUCUUUUCGCCAUUCAAAAUUGGUUAGGCGAAUCUCCAGAGACGAGAAAGACCUCCUCCCAACCGGCAUACUUCUCAGUGGGAAUGUCACUGAUGGCUCUUGUUAUUACUUAUCUUCCGAUGUUUCUCCCUCCACCUCCCGCUGCUCCAGUAGCCCAAUCAGCAUAA